Vicia villosa (hairy vetch) is the source of this 1881-nucleotide messenger RNA. RefSeq lists its product as uncharacterized. NCBI's taxonomy places the organism in Eukaryota, Viridiplantae, Streptophyta, Magnoliopsida, Fabales, Fabaceae. The transcript is spliced from 3 exons. The record is from RefSeq and is a predicted model, not a curated record. Bases 1 to 1881 code for a protein of 626 amino acids.
AUGGCUCAGAUGUUGAGUUUCAUGAAGGACAUCAGGGAUGAACAGGAAAGGGCUAGGGAAGCUCGGAAUCAGUAUGAGGAAAUACCGAAUGAUGGCAACCCACUGCUAGGAUUUGUUCAGGGCUCCGACGUCCGCAAAUCAAAUGCUCAAUCCUCUAAGAGGGUUAUCAGAACCCAUGAAGAGGGAGAGGCUUCCCAUGAAGGUUUCAUUCCCACCACUCAGAAAGAUGGGGCGCCUCGCACGAUUCGCAUCCCCGCUAACAAUCCAUCUAAGGAUGAAGAUUACGUGGAUUUACAAUAUGGGGAAGUGGAGGAAACAAAUCAGGAACCCCAGCAUAAGCAAAUCCAAUCUGAUUCUGAAGAAAAACUCAGGCCUAUGCCACCUCCGAUUCCUGGAAAAGCUGCACCCAACUUCAGACUCAAUGAAAGGUGUGAAUUUCACGCCAAUUCUCCUGGAAACACGUUAGAAAAAUGCUGGGCUUUCAGGCACAAGGUUCAAGACCUGAUCAAGUCUGGGGCAAUUGCUUUCGACAAACCUAAUGUGAAGACAAAUCCCAUGCCUCGUCACGAUGGCAUGGUCAAUGCAAUCGAGGUCGUCACUGAGCAAGAGUUAGUUCAACAACGGAGUUCCCCUAUAGAUUCCCUUAAGAGGUAUCUACUCGCAAGGGGGUUCAUCCUAGAACAUAACGAGGCUUUUAAGGACACCCUGCAGAGACUCGUGGACCAAGGGAUAAUUCAGUUGAAAGAACACCCCGAGGAGGAGUAUGUGGCCAUGCUGGAAAGGAACGAGCCAUUAAUAAUACCUAGUGCAGGGACAAGGAAGACAUUAAUCAUCCCAUGCGCAAAACCACCAUUGCUGAUACCCACACAAGUACACACUAGGAUCAUCCCAGUCAAAGAUCCAUAUCCGGUGUACAAAAUGAAAGCGGUCCCUUGGGAAUAUGAUUCUAGUAGUAAUACAGAAGUAAAAAGCAUUGUGGGGCCUGGAGGUAUGACUCGUAGUGGUUGCAUAUUCAAUGCUGCGAAACCGAAUGAGAACUUAGCACAAGCAAGUAAUCAAGCUACUGUGGUUCCAACUGAAGAAGGCGCAACCAAGGAUAAAGAGGUCGCUAACAAAGACGCUGAAGAAUUCUUGGCAUUAAUCAAGAAAAGUGACCAUAGAGUGGUGGACCAGUUACACCAAACCCCGUCCAAAAUAUCACUCCUCUCGCUGCUAGUACAUUCGGAAAAACACCGAGAUGCCUUGAUGAAAAUCCUGAAUGCUGCCCACGUAACUAAAGAAAUCACUAUAAAUCAAUUUGAUGGAAUGGUGGCUAAUCUCACCGCUGGGGCAUGUUUAAGCUUCAAUGAUCAUGAGCUACCCCCACAAGGGAAAGAGCACAACAAAGCCUUACAUAUCUCCAUACAAUGUGGAAAAGCUCAUAUAUCCAGAGUUCUGAUUGACACAGGGUCGUCACAAAACAUGAUGCCAAAAGCCACUCUCGACAAGAUAGCCUUGGAGGGCCUGGUAGUUAGACCAAGUCGUCUGGUAGUCAAAGCCUUCGAUGGAUCACAAAGUCUGGUAUUUGGAGAAGUAGACCUCCCUGUAGUAGUUGGUCCCCACACAUUCUGCAUAAAUUUCCAAGUGAUGGAAAUUGAACCUGCUUAUACCUGCUUAUUGGGACGUCCCUGGAUUCAUACUGCUGGGGCAGUCACCUCCACUCUACAUCAAAAAGUAAAGUUCGUGGACGGGAACUCCAUAGUGACCGUCAAUGGGGAGGAGGAUAUAUUUGUUAGCAAUCUAGACUCAUACCGAUACAUUGAGGCUGGAGAAAAGGCGUUGGAAACCUCUUUCCAAUCACUAGAGAUAGCAACUGCUGUCACACUGCCGGAGAAAAGAUAG